AUGGCGGUCUCGGUGUUCCCCGGCGUGCGGCUCCUCUCCAUCGGAGACGCGAAUGGAGACAUACAACGACACUCAGAGCAGCAGCCCUUGCGGUUAGAAGUCAAAAGCACACAAGAUGCUGCCCUCAUCAAUCUCUCCAAUGGAGAGGAGGCGAGUGUGUUCAAGUGUUCGGUUUCCAGGGAGACAGAGUGCAGCCGCGUGGGAAAGCAGUCAUUCAUCAUUACACUGGGCUGCAACAGCGUCCUGCUGCAGUUCUCUUCACCUGCAGACUUUCAGUCCUUUUAUAACGUCCUGAAGAACAGUCGUGGGCAUAAUGGUGAGCGCUCAGCCUUCAGUGACAGAACAGAGGAGUCCUCUGCUGUACAGUACUUCCAGUUUUAUGGCUACCUCUCCCAGCAACAGAACAUGAUGCAGGACUACGUUCGGACAGGAACUUACCAACGGGCUAUUCUCCAGAACCACAGCGACUUCAAGGAUAAGGUGGUUCUAGAUGUUGGCUGUGGCUCGGGGAUCCUCUCUUUCUUCGCAGCCCAGGCUGGAGCCAGGAAGGUCUACGCUGUGGAGGCCAGCACCAUGGCACAGCACGCUGAGGUGCUGGUGAACAGUAACCGUCUAGGAGAGCGUGUGGUCGUUAUCCCAGGGAAGGUGGAGGAGGUGACGCUGCCUGAGCAGGUUGAUAUCAUCAUCUCGGAGCCCAUGGGCUACAUGCUGUUCAAUGAGCGGAUGCUGGAGAGCUACCUGCAUGCCAAGAAGUUCCUUAAACCCAAUGGCAAAAUGUUCCCAACUAUUGGUGACGUCCACCUGGCCCCCUUCACAGACGAGCAGCUCUACAUGGAGCAAUUCACCAAGGCCAACUUCUGGUACCAGCCCUCCUUCCACGGUGUUGACCUCUCUGCCCUCCGGGGGGCAGCAGUGGACGAGUAUUUCCGUCAGCCAAUUGUGGACACAUUUGAUAUCCGUAUCCUGAUGGCCAAGUCAGUCAAACACACAGUCAACUUCCUGGAGACCAAAGAGGAGGAUCUCUACAGGAUAGAGAUUCCCUUUAAGUUCCACAUGAUGCACUCAGGCCUGGUGCACGGCCUGGCUUUCUGGUUUGAUGUGGCGUUCAUGGGAUCAGUGAUGACAGUAUGGCUGUCCACAGCACCCACAGAGCCUCUCACCCACUGGUACCAGGUGCGCUGUCUGCUGCAGUCUCCCCUCUUUACCAAGGCCGGGGAUACGCUGUCUGGCACUGCACUGCUGGUUGCUAACAAGAGACAAAGCUACGACAUCAGUAUUGUUGCCCAGGUGGAUCAGACAGGAUCAAAGUCCAGCAAUCUCCUGGACUUGAAGAACCCGUUUUUCAGGUACACAGGCUCCACCCCAAACCCCCCUCCUGGCUCACACUACACCUCCCCAUCUGAGAACAUGUGGAACACGGGUUCGGCCUACAGCAUGAGUCAGGGGAUGGCUGUAUCAGGGAUGCCUGCAGCCUAUGACCUCAGUACAGUCAUCGGCAGCGGUCCGUCAGUGUCUCACAACAACCUCAUCCCCCUGGUGAACACAGGAAUUGUAAACCACACCCACUCCAGGAUGGGCUCCAUCAUGAGCACAGGAAUUGUCCAGGGAGCCACUACGGGCCAGUCGGGCCUCAGCAGCAGCGGUACUUACUAUCCUGUCACCAACCAGUUCACCAUGGGUGGCGCUGCCAUCUCCAUGGCCUCACCUAUGGUCAUCCCCAGCAACACCAUGCAUUACGGCAGUUAAGACGAAGAACUCGCAAAGACCUCUUCGUCCUCCCCGCCCCCGCAUGAUGAGAUCCCCAGCCCCUCCCAGUGGAGCCCCUCAGUCCGCCCCCCACCCUUCAACCCUGACUGACCCACCAACCGCAGCCAAAACCAAUAUACCAAAACCUGUGCUGUGCUGGCACGCCCCCUCUUGUUUGUCACCCUCAUUCUACUCUGUUCAGUCCAUAUGACUAUAAGAACGGUUGAACGCUCUCAUAUCCGUCCAGACGUCUGUCUUGCUAACAGACAAAACCUCCUGUCCCCCCUCCCCUGGGAUCCAUUGGGAUUGUAACAAGUGCACAGCCGAGGUGCACUGCAGUUAUCAUCUAUCUCUUUCUUGGGUUUCCACCCUCCUCCCUCAACAUGUAUCUCGAUCCCUCCUCUGCCCUUCCUGUCUCUAUUUUUUUAAUGUGUCAUGAUGACCCACCCCCCCGUGUGAAGUGUUUCUUCAAACCCUUAUUUCCCUAAGAACCAACUUGUUGCCAGAUACCAGCAUCAGUCCGUUGCUACAAUUCUCCGCACCUCCUUACCAGACCUACACUGAAGCUUUUCAGUAGUGCAGUAGGACACUAUUAUCAUCAACACUCAUCUCUGGGCUGCCAUCUUGGCUUUGCAUAUCUAAUCCAAGGCCUGUCUACACUUCUCUUAAGAGACUGACUCAAGCCAGACGAAACAGUUCCUUCAGAUCACAGAACAACAUAUUUCCCCCACUACUCAGUCUACUCUCGCAGAUAGUUUUAGGCAGAGGCAGCAGCAGAUAUAUCAGAAAACUGAAGCUGUCGACACGCCGAGGCCCCCCAAGGAGUGUGUGGAAAAUAUGCUUUUUGUGACAUGGACAAACUGCUCAUUACCCAAUGUGUGGUUCUACGUAAAAGCAGUGGUGUCGAUGCCUUCCACAAAGAUCGAUCCACCGAUAUAUAUCACAUUUUGGGCGAAUGGCACAUUGGUCACCUUCCAUGCUGAGUAAUGAGAUAAAUAAGCACUGUCAUCAUCUGUGCGUCUGCUGGGGAUUGUAGUCUCCAGUCCUCUUUGCUAAUGCGUACACUACAUUGAAGUUGGCUCCAUGCUAGCAUGUUAGGGUGCAUCACAUCAAAUGAUAGUUAGCCUUAUGGUUACAUAUGGUUAUCUUCUGUCGCACAAAUUAACUGUUCUGAUAUUUUUACUGCACGGCACUGAUACAUCACCCAUGUAAAGUUGUUAUGGUGAUGCUACAUAGAGCUGAGGGAAGCUGCAGGGUGAUAUUUCUGGGCUCAUCAACUGCUGACACCUUUGACAUUACACAUAAUCAUAUGAUCCAUUGUUACAAUUACCACGAUUCAUGCAGCUUUAAAUAUGCUUGUACAACUUACCCUCGCUCGUGAUAUUGUUAGCUUAGCUGAGCUUGAUGGCUUGAAGCAGGCAGAAACUGCUGCCGUUUUGUGUAUCUAAAAUUAGAAUAUGCACCUCCCAAAACCUCCAGAGCUGUCCAAGUCAAACUUUAUAUAUUAUUUAUGUAACAUGUAAAAAUCAAACUGUAAAAGAUGUUUACGGCUCAGUAUGCUGGAGACAUUUUUUGACUAACAACAUCUAGGUGCUGUGUCUGCACGCAGCAUCUGGAAAGUCCUGUCCUCAUAGUGGGGUUGCCAGGUUUGAGCACCGUCCAAAGUGAACAAAAAGCCAGGUGACUCUUUUAAUCUUCUCUUACAACCAGUUAAUAAAAGGAGUUGUUGGAAGGUGUAUUUUGUCUAGACUAACUUUUUGUCUUGCAACCAGUCUUAGCACUGACAUAUAUCUCUGCAUUAGACAAGAAACUGAAUUAAUAGGUCUCUUUACCCGGCCGUGAGUUUGUGAUUUGAGGUUGGGUCAAUGCCUCGCAAUGCUUCAACUAGGUCGCAUAAUGUGUGAUGUGAUCACAUCUAAAGGGAAGUGUGUUUGAAGCUUUGAUAGCCUAUUUGUGGCAGCAUCCCACUGCCUCCCUGAUCUCUGUGUAGUCACAUGGUGAUGAAUUGUAUAACACUUCCAGUCUCUCAGUGAAACAAUUCUUGUUGUUCCACUUAGUUGUACGCACAAAAUGUGACAGUAGUAUUUGUGUGAAUAAUUAAAAAAAAGGGCCUGAUAAAGACCAACCCUGCUUUCACACGGUCAGCAAAUUGCUAUUUUAAGAAGGCGUGCUUGUUUGGGUUUGUGUUUCAAUAAGUUGCCAGAUCUGACGAGCACUUUGUUUGAAGCAUACAGAGGCCUUCAGUGUUAGGCGAUCCCGUGAGAUGCCAGUCUAUCAGGGAUUCAGGGAUGAUUUUGGUGUGUUCCUGAUACCCAACACAGAAGGUGACCAAUGGGACAAUCAGCCGGAAACUUUGUUAAAGCUUGUCCUGUAAAACCUGAAACACGCCUUCUGCUGCUCCCGUCGCCCGUUCUCUCCACCCAAAAGCCGUUCUUUUUAGCUGAGAGGACAUUGCAGCAGCUCCUCCCUAGCCAGUCAUUUGCUGAGCCAGAUUGCUCCAGCACAGUCGGAGGAGGAAGAUUCGAAAACACACCAGUAAGGACCAAUGACCCAGGUGGCAGCCAGCUGGCUGCCGGAAUGAGAAAAGCUGUGCUGGAUUGGCAGCAUCCUAGUUUACAUCCUCGCUUCCUUCCCCUGCUUCUCCUCCCAACCUCCUUUGAGACUGAGAAACUGUCGCAAAGAGACUUGAGUGUCGAGGCGUGGGAGACCAGGCCACCUCCCUCCUCGUCUGUUCACUAUGUAUGACCUCCAACAUAUCAUGCCCCCAACACACCCGAUGCCCUCGUCCCCUUUUAUCAGUCAAGAAGAGAAAGACUGACACGUAUGCAUUGCUUCCAGUGACACAACUUUUGGACUCAGUUCAUUCGGAAUUUAUGAGUUAGCAAGUUUUAAGAGAGCUGAGAAAAAUGUCUUUGUAGGAUUAACCUUUUUGUUGUCUUUGUUCUGUUUUUUUUUUCUUUCACAAAAAACAACAAUGAAAAAAAAAGAGGGCAAAUUAAAUGUGGUGGAGCUGUUUCAAAACCAUCUUUGAUUCGGGUGUUGUAGUACUUUAAUUUGUUCCCUCUAGUUUGUUAAAUAGACUGUGGACACACCAGAUGUUUACCAUGUGGUAGCUUGCCGUUAGCGAUCAUGUCCCUUUUGUCAUGGAAUCAUUGCUCUGUGUAGUCAAUAGUGGCCUCCACUUUUUGUCAUGGAAAAGUGUAUGAGGAAGACUGUCAUGUCAUGUUUUGUCAUUUCUGUGUGUUGACCAACCAGUAAUAACACCUUUCUCACUGUCUGACAUCGACUCUUCUGCUCCAGACUCAGCCAGAGAGAGUCUCUCUGUCCAGAAUACUGUGGGAAGAUUCUUCUCCAUCCAGAACUUGAAAGCUUCUGCAGCAGUUGCAAUUUAUAUCUAACAUUUUUCCCCGAUGCUGGUGGUACACGGGAAGUCAGGGGGUUCACGGCCGUCCGUCCAAUAGUUGUCGAGAUCUUUCAGCCUUGGCCAAAGUGGUCACCACCAGCUAAAAAUAUGUACCGGAGGAAUCCGUACAAUCAUGCAGGAAUGGGAAUAUAACACAGAUCCCAACAGUUCAGGGAAAAAACAGCUGAAUUUAGAUCAUAGAAAAUAAAGGAUGACAAUGUGUGUGUUGAAGUAAACUGAAAAACUCUGAAGUGGCUGGAUGCAGCGGAUGACUGGCCGACCACAGCGGCGACCUGGAGUCUCACUUGGUGUAAAAGUUUCCUCCUCAUGUUCAUGUAAAUGACAGAAAAUCACACAUCAGCACCCCGAUUAUAAAUAUUGCUGUAGAUGACUGCAGUGGACAUGUUCAUCAUAUCUACCACAGCCAAUGAUGGAAGUGGUUUAUAACUCCAAUUAACGGUCAUUCAAAUUCUGGAAAGGCUUCCUGCAUGGAUAUAUUGUUUUCAGGCAUGAGUACAUCAUCAGUGGCCUCUCACCCCAACAGCUUUCUCAGGCAGCGCUGUGCACUCACUAUACUGUAUGUUCAUGACACACACACACACAUUUUCCACACUGAAUGCUAAGAAAUGAGAUAAGCCAGAGGAUUUACUUCUUAGCUGUUAGUGUCAAGUUCCCCACAAAAUCAUUAACUACAGUUUCUAGGACUAAAAAUAAAUUGACAAAUAAGUUCAAAUCAGACUCGUCUGCUGUACUUGCACUAGUAAACUAGUGGCAAGAUUACAAAUCUGACAGACUGUACAUCCAACGCCACUUUCAGUGUUUCACAGUUUUGAUGCUCUGCUCAGUGGGUUCCUAAAAUCUUCACUGCAAUGUGUAAUCUUAAUGUUUUUUUUUUUUUUUUAAUGAUUGGCAGCUGCUUACAGCCUACUUUGUUGCUUGCUGGGAAAAGCACCAUUGUGUUUGGUGAUGUGUCGCUCUCGUUGGAUGAAGCUGAGGACGCUUGAAUUGAAAGUCAUGGAAUUACCUCCACAGACGACUCAAACAAGUUCAGGAUGUGUGCUGCUUUCUGAAACUUGAUUCACUGUCCAUGUUAUUCACCAGCAUUCUCAUUAUAUGAGCAUUCACUGCAAGGGA
This is a messenger RNA of Chelmon rostratus (copperband butterflyfish), 6283 nucleotides long. RefSeq names its product coactivator-associated arginine methyltransferase 1 (gene carm1). The transcript is spliced from 16 exons. Lineage: Eukaryota; Metazoa; Chordata; Actinopteri; Chaetodontiformes; Chaetodontidae. Bases 1 to 1746 code for a protein of 581 amino acids. Gene Ontology annotation, molecular function: protein-arginine N-methyltransferase activity. The record is from RefSeq and is a predicted model, not a curated record. Gene Ontology annotation, biological process: peptidyl-arginine methylation.